GAAAAGCUCAUUUCACUUAUUGAAAAUAAAGUUUCCUUACUUGUUUACCAAUCAACCAGAGCAGGUACAGAUACUGUGUUAAAAACCCUGCUAAAGUAUUUUAUUUACUCUAUUUUGUUGUGUUAGCUGACUGAGGUUUGAUGUUGCGUCCUUUUAUACUAGAACUUCGUUACAUUCUCUUGAACAUCCCUUCAAACAGGAAAUGAGUGGGCCAGGAAGAUGUUUUUGUGCCUUUCAUAUUAUAUUCCACUUAACUCAUGAAUUUAACCCUUUAAGCCCCAGUAUCCCAAUACAAACUCUCCAGACUGAUCUCCAUACAUUUCCUGCAAGAAUUAGUUUAGAGAAUUUGAUAGCAGAUCAAAGCUUUUUCCAUCAGGUGAUUAUUUUAUUGAUUCUCACAACAUUUUCCUUUGAUUAUGUAUUGAUUUUGUUUGGAGAAAACUGACUUUGGUCAUUCUUGGGACUUAAAGGGUUAAAUUAUAAUACUCAUGACUCUGUCAUUAACCCAUUCUUCCCUGAACCUUCCAGCAAAAACCCCAGAGCAAAUGGGUUAAGGGCUGUGUACCCUGCUAAGCCAUAAUGUGGUUGAGCAUAAAUGUAUUAAUGGUAGGCAUCAGUUAACCCAAAAAGAGAUUGCAUAUCAAGGAUAUUAAAAUGUUGUGCAAGGAACAUGCAGCCCUAAAUUAUGCCAAUGAGAUUAUCCUUUUAGUGUAAGUAAAAGCUGUUAUCACAACACUUAUUUUUCAGGUGGUGUUGAAAGGUACUUAUCCAAAACGGAGUGCAAUUUUUCAGGUAUAAGAAUUAAAUUAUUGAUUUAGUUUCCUUAAAAUGGAAUAUUUUUUGACAUAAAAUACAAUGCCUUUUGUAACAGGUAACCCUGUUAACAGCUGUCAUUUUCAACGUUGUCUUCUUUCAUGGAAUAUAAUACCAAGAUGUCAGCAAUUUCUGUUUGACUUAAUGAUUUUUAACAAACAUUUUGAAGAGAUGAACAAAUUAAGCCGAGCCACUGACCUUUGUUGUCUACAAGUUUGACUGAAUCAUAUGUACCCAACUUGGACCAAGGAGCAAGCAUAGCAGUUAGUGUGUGGCCUUUGGUGGGAGAGGUCCCAAUUUAGAUCCCCAGUGACAUCACAUCCUUGUUUCAAUUUCUCUCCAUUCUGUGUAGCUUUAACUAGCUUUUAAAUACCCAUAAAAUGGAGCAUUGAUGGAGAGAGGGGUAAAAUGAGCACAUCACUGAUCCAAAGUUUAUCAGUUGAAUUACUGUCACGAGUUUAAUUGACAAAAUAUGGUUGCAUUUCCUUAAUUUUUAUUGCAUUUACUGUUGAGUUUCUGGUGCAAAUUUGACUUGCAAAAUUGCCUUUCUCUGAUAGGAUCCUUGUGCUUCCCAUGUUGCAGUUCUCAUAAGGUAGCUAUUAUGCUGCUUUUCAUUGAUGUCUAGCAUGGUACAUGGUUAAUCAAAUAUAUUGGUAUAAGAUAAUGUGUUUAUGCUAGUUGAGGCCGGGGUACCUCACAACUAAACAUAUCAAAGGAUGAUCCCAAAUUUUAAGGUAAAUGAAAGGCUUGUACUAUAUGUUGAAGCAUAAAAACAAAAAGUGAGUUUUGAAAAACUGUGCUAUGCUGUUGAUUUUGUUUUACAUUAAACUAAUUAAAGUACCGCAAAAUUAAUAUUUAUAGCCUCUUUCAGAACUUUGAUUAUUAACAAUAUGAUCUUGUACAUACUUUUUGCCAAGUAAAUUUCAAUGUUCUUUUUAGCUCAAUCUGUGUGUUAACUCAAGACAAUUUUGAAAGUGCUCAACAGCUGAAAAUGUCCUCAAACUUGCUUAUGGUAAGCAUUUAUAAAAGAUCUGAAUUGAUUAAAUUUACUUUAUAAAAGGUUGUCAAUCUGUAUAAUGUUUGAACUCCAUAUUGCUGAAAUUACAUGACAUUAACUUAGAGAUAUCAUCUAGCUGACUUGUAGGUCUGGGGAAUAGAAUUCCCCACCCUCCCUCCCAGAGUUGAAUGUGCAGGUGCUGGUACAUUUAAGGGUGCUUUCCAUUGGGAUGAUCUGGAUCAGGAUCAGUGAUCUAAGAUCACCCAGAUCAUUUUACAUCAAAUGAGCCAAUGAAUCUUUUGCCAAGGUAGGGUGGAUUCAUCAUGCCAGUUUUUUUAAUGUACCAUCUGAUACAAGAUCAUUCAAUGGAAUGCACCCUAAAGGUGUUAGGAUCAGGAUUCACGGGGUUCAAGUUGCAGAACCUUUAGUCACACCCACACACCUGUAAAUGAAACACUCUGAAAUAUUUUCCUGGGCCCAGUUGUUCAAACAUUGGAUAGCGCUAUCCACUGGAUCCAUCCUACGGGAUUAGGGAAAAACCAUCCAGUGGAAAGAGAUUUAUCCAGGUGACCUUUUUCAAACUGGGGUAGUUUGUUCAAAUGUUGGAAACUCAAUGGAUAAAUCAAUCCAGUGGGUAAGUAUCCAUUGGAAAGAGAUUUAUCCAUGCAGUGGAUAGUGUUAUCCACCUUUUUCAAACUGGGGCCUGGCCCCAGUUUGUUCAAAUGUUGGGGCCAACGGAUAAAUCACUAUCCAGUUUGUUCAAAUGUUUGGAUAGUGCAGUGGAUAGUGUUAUCCACUUUUCAACUAAGUUUGUUCAAAUGUUGGAUAAACUCAAUGGAUAAAUCACCAUCCAGAGGAUAAGUAUAAGGAAACCAAUUGCGCUAUCCAGUGGAUAGAGAUUUAUCCAUGCAGUGGAUAGUGUUAUCCACCUUUUAAACUACUGGGACCUGGCCCCAGUUUGUUCAAAUGUUGGAUAGUGCUACUCAACGGAUAAAUCACCAUCCAGAGGAUAAGUAUAAGGGAAACCAAUUGCGCUAUCCAGUGGAUAGAGAUUUAUCCAUGCAGUGGAUAGUGUUAUCCACCUUUUAAACUACUGGGACCUGGCCCCAGUUUGUUCAAAUGUUGGAUAGUGCUACUCAACGGAUAAAUCACCAUCCAGAGGAUAAGUAUAAGGGAAACCAAUUGCGCUAUCCAGUGGAUAGAGAUUUAUCCAUGCAGUGGAUAGUGUUAUCCACCUUUUAAACUACUGGGACCUGGCCCCAGUUUGUUCAAACAUUGGAUAGUGCUAUCCACUGGAUAAAUCACUAUCCUACGGAUAAGUAUUAGGGAAACCAAUUGCGCUUAAUCCAGUGGAAAGAGAUUUAUCCAUGCAGUGGAUAGUGUUAUCCACCUUUUCAACUACUGGGGCCUGGCCCCAGUUUGUUCAAAUGUUGGAUAGUGCUACUCAAUGGAUAAAUCACUAUCCAGUGGGUAAGUAUAAGGGAAACCAAUUGCGCUAUCCAUUGGAAAGAGAUUUAUCCAUGCAGUGGAUAGUGUUAUCCACCUUUUCAACUACUGGGGCCUGGCCCCAGUUUGUUCAAAUGUUGGAUAGUGCUACUCAACGGAUAAAUCACCAUCCAGAGGAUAAGUAUAAGGGAAACCAAUUGCGCUAUCCAGUGGAUAGAGAUUUAUCCAUGCAGUGGAUAGUGUUAUCCACCUUUUAAACUACUGGGACCUGGCCCCAGUUUGUUCAAAUGUUGGAUAGUGCUACUCAACGGAUAAAUCACCAUCCAGAGGAUAAGUAUAAGGGAAACCAAUAAUCUGCUAUCCAUUGGAUAGAGAUUUAUCCAUGCAGUGGAUAGUGUUAUCCACCUUUUCAACUACUGGGGCCUGGCCCCAGUUUGUUCAAAUGUUGGAUAGUGCUACUCAACGGAUAAAUCACCAUUGUAUAAGGGAAACCAAUUGCGCUAUCCAUUGGAAAGAGAUUUAUCCAUGCAGUGGAUAGUGUUAUCCACCUUUUCAACUACUGGGGCCUGGCCCCAGUUUGUUCAAAUGUUGGAUAGUGCUCCUCAACGGAUAAAUCACUAUCCAGUGGGUAAGUAUAAGGGAAACCAAUUGCGCUAUCCAUUGGAAAGAGAUUUAUCCAUGCAGUGGAUAGUGUUAUCCACCUUUUCAACUACUGGGGCCUGGCCCCAGUUUGUUCAAAUGUUGGAUAGUGCUCCUCAACGGAUAAAUCACUAUCCAGUGGGUAAGUAUAAGGGAAACCAAUUGCGCUAUCCAUUGGAAAGAGAUUUAUCCAUGCAGUGGAUAGUGUUAUCCACCCAACUUGGGGCCUGGCCCCAGUUUGUUCAAAUGUUGGAUAGUGCUACUCAACGGAUAAAUCACCAUCCAGAGGAUAAGUAUAAGGGAAACCAAUUGCGCUAUCCAGUGGAUAGAGAUUUAUCCAUGCAGUGGAUAGUGUUAUCCACCUUUUAAACUACUGGGGCCUGGCCCCGGUUGUUCAAAUGUUGGAUAGCGCUAUCCAGCGGAUAAAUCGCUAUCCAGCGAAUAAAGCAAUUGUUUCCCGUAAUAUGUAUCCACCGGACAGGGAUUUAUCCGGUGGAUAGCGCUAUCCAGCUUUUGAACAAUCUUUGCUUGGUUCUUAGAAGCAUAAGCCUCAGCUACCCUAAUAGAAACACAGUACAGUGACUAAAGUUCAUAUUACUAGUUUACUCUUUUACUUCCCCAAGCUACUACAAUCCUGCCUGAUAUCUUAAACUGUUAACAAAACAUUUUUGCAACCUUUUCUUCCUUAGCAAUCUGAAGGAUUUGUGAAGUCUGUGGUAUUUUCUGCAUCAAACCUUGUUGUCCUCUUGGAAUCAGGCAGGGUCUUUGUGUUUAAUGGAACAACACAAACUUGGGGAAAUCCAUCUGGUGAGUUCUGUUAACUGGUGCUUGUAGGCUUAUUGAGACUAUCCUAAGAAAUAAAAUUUGUAACGAUUGCUGUUGAUGAAACAAUUGACUAUCUUAGAGAUUAAAGUUACGAUCACAUUGUCAUUGCGAUCAACUUUGACAAUACAUUAGUUGCACAAUGAAGACAAAGAAAUCUGCAAAACGUGUGCUGCACGUUCAGUCUUUUCGUUUUCCUUAUAAAAGCUCUUGUUUUUUAUAUUAUUAUUUUCUUUUUUCCAUCGAUCAUCAAUGUCAUGGCAGCUCAAGCUCACUUAUAGCAUUAUCUUAAAAAACAAUUCUUGAAAUGCGACAAUAUGAUUGAAAACGUGCAACAAAAAUGACGUCCUCAGGUACCCAUAGAGAGUCUCCUCACUAGAAGACAGUUUUUCCCCCUUCAACUUUAACUUUUGAGUCUAUGGAUGAAAUCCCCUGGUAUUGCCGUUCAAAUAAAACCUUUAAAGUAGUCAGUCUCACACUGUGCGUUUUAUUAUACUUUACAAACAAGUUCUGAGUUUCGAGUGCAUGGAUGAAAUCCUGUAGUGUGACCAUUCAAAUGAAAUCUCAUCGGCAGUAUGGUUAUAUACUUUCACUUGGUACUAUCAAUUAGCUGUAUAAACACUGGUUCUGAAUACUGAGUUUUUAAACAAAAUCCUGUUAGUGUGACCAUUGCUUGGUAUCAUCAGUCUAGCACUGGGUAAAUACAUUUAUAUUGCCAUGCAAGGUAAUUACUUUUACUAUUUUAUCUCUACGCAGGUUUACCUCAGCGGGGCCUCAACGGAGUGGCAUCACAGAAAAAAUGCUUGGAAGAUUCAAAGAACGUGGUAACACAAUUCUUGUUGUUUUUAAGUGUAGAAGUAACAAGCAAAUUGGUGAUUAGUUUUCUCUUAUUUUACAGAUUAUGACUGGUGUUGUUUUAGGGUGGACAAAUGAGGUAUUAUCUCUCCCUCUUACUGCUUAUCGUAUUGUAUACCUCGUCUUCAACCACAUCUCAGGGACGAUCUCUGCCAAUCUAGUUCUCAAACUUCUGUUCGCCCAAUAACUCAGUUAGAGACGCUUGCUAUGCAGGAUUAAAGCAUCCCAUUUGUUUCUUUUUUCACUUCUCUUUCUCUUUUCCCAUUUAUUUAUCUUGUUAUUCUUACUUACAGAGUGCUGACUUUGUUAUUUACAUCUCAAAAGACAGUGGAUUAUCAUUCCAGUAUCUUCCAAUCCAAGGCCUGGGUGUCACUGUCAAAUCUGUAUGUAACCAGUUUUAAUCUUUUUGCAUUUUUAACUUGCGUUUCUUGAGAAAAAUAUUCAUCUGGUAAUUCGUUCAGGAAAGCUUCAGAUUCACCUUACUUAUUUGGCGUUAUUUUCCAAAUUUGAAUUGCAGUACAUUAAACAGUUUUCACCAUUUGAUGAAAAACCAGCAACUGGUUUUUUCUUAGGAUCUCUGCGAAGAAUAUUGUUUACUUAAACUGCACUUCACACCACGCAGAAUUUCACACUAGGAAAAAAAAUCAGCAAAUUGCAGGGAAAUGCAAAGGUUAUAAAAGAAAAUCGUUUUUGUUUUUACCUUAGCAUUGUAUUUUAUGUUGAGGCUAAACGUGAAACUGUUUGGACAAGUACCCUACAUCAAGGAUGGAUGGUACCCUACAUCACUUACUUCUUUCUUUAGUUCAUUACUUAUAGAGUUCAUAGUCUCUCAGAACAUACGGUAAAAUUCCGAAAAUAAGCCCCGGGGCUUAUAUUUUUCAAAUGCCCUUUUUGAGGGGCUUAUUUUUGGAGGGGCCUAUAUUCGGAGGGGCUUAUGUAUCGGUUAGGCUAGCUUGUAGUGGAAAGGAAAUUUACCAUUUUUGCUUUGUUUUACUUUGCAUUCGAGGGCAAAUUCCAAGUACAAGUCCCCCGGGGGCUUAUAUUCGGAGGGGCGAUUUAACGGAGGGUUUUUUGCGUUACGAUUUUGGGGGGCUUAUAUUUGGAGGGGCUUAUAGAUGGAGGGGUUUAUUUUCGGAAUUUUACGGUAACUUGGUUAUUUCUCCUCUCAAUUAGGUAGCACAUGUUGAAAUACAUUGCUUGUUUCCGAUUGUAACCUUUCUUGUCAAUGCAACAACCUACAGUAACCAACAUAAGGUAAAGAUAAUCAGUACAGCUGCAUUGUGGUUUGACAUCUGAAUAGUGCAGGGUUCUCCACCAACUUUAGAAGUAGAUGGAGGAAAAAAGUAAGUAGGUUGCAAUGGGUUAGACCUAAAGACGAGCGCCUUUUUGCUUUUUUGUAGGAGAUGGGAUACGCCUCUUUUCCAUUAGGCCAUUCCCUGGAAAAUGUUAGUUUUAGGGGACCCUGAAACACUUCCAAAAUGACAAGACAGCGAUAUUUACUGGUCGCUGAAGCUUCCAGAGAGCCAUACAUUAGCAUUUUCUUACUGUGUGAAUACGUGAACCAGCAAUAACAGAUCAUAAGAAUUAAGGGAAUGAACCUCCUUAGUUACGGUACUCCGGUAGUAAAAGAGUUAACAUAAGCAUUAAAGGCAAAAAAUAGCUUCUCAUGCCUGAAAAGAUGACAAGAGUCUGAGAAAGAGGUCCUUUAAACUCCUCGAAACGUGUUUAUACUUAUGAAGUACUUAAUUUAAUAUUUGUUACUUUUCUUUUCUUGCAGAUGUUGUUUGUUCAGUAUUCUUUUUUAGAUGAUACAUGGGAGGAAAAGGGGUUUCAACUGUCUGGUUUUAUUCAUGGUAAGUGAGCGACAAAAUAUUCAGGUCAUAUGGCUUGUUUUAAUUGGGCAGCAGUAGAAUCAAUGUCGAAGUCAAGUGAAGAUCAUCGCAGUGAAAUACGCAACUUAUGCAGCUACGAAAGGAAAGCCUGAAGAAGCUGUUUAGGCUUGCCAGAAUUCGAACCCUGAGCUCUGCGAUACCGAUGCAGUGCUAUAACCAUAAUUGCCAUUGUCCUCGUAGCACACGGUGUUAAUGCGUAACAUUCUAAGCAAAGGUUCGAUACCUGCCGUCGUCCAUUUUUUCUACGAAUUCAAUACAUUCUUUUAUUCAGGCUUUUCUUCUCUCAACUGUAUUAUUGCGUAUUUCACUGUGAUGGUCCUCUUUUCAUUUAUUUCUUCUUUGGGCGGUUACAUAAAUGAAAUUCAUAUAUUCAUCAUUUACAUUUCAAAACCAAAUAUUUCUUUACACAAGAUCGGUUUAUGUGAUGGAUGCUUCCAAGUUACUUUGUUAACUAAUUCUUUUCUUUGUGGAAGGAAUCAUGACAUGAUAUCAGAGCUGUUCCUGGUUUUAAGCCCCAUAACUGGCCAAAAACAAAAAUGAAGGCAGCUCUUUUCCAAUACAAAGUCUUUUAAUCUCGCACCUUAGUGCUUCGCUGAAUGGUGGUAACAAGCCUAUUCUCUGCAGUAUCUUCUCCUCAGACCUUACUUUGAGUGAAGUCAAAAACAUCUCGACUUAGUGGGCCCUUUGAAGCGAGAAAUUCACGUGGCAUAAAUUCGCCCUGCUCGAGCGCAAGAGCCGCACUGGGACAAGACAAACAAAGGAAAUACCCAUUUGAAAUGAUGUAAGUCUUUUGUCUGUCUUGUCCCAGCAUGUCCCUUAGUAGUAUAGGGCGCACGGAAAGAACCCCGGAAAGAAUUGGAAUCACAUUAGUUUGAGGUGGAAUACAUUUUAAAAUACUGAUGACUAAGAAAUCGCAUCAUCUUAUCUUAAUGAAAUGUCACCGCAUUUUAUUCAUGAAUUAAAGACAGUGGCUAUGACGUCAUCUAUCUAAAACCUGUCAAACCGUUACCAUCACUUAAACAUAGCACAUCAUCUUAUUUUAAUGGGAUUCUACCACAUGACGUCUGUGCUAUGACGCCAUUGGUGCUAAUGUAUUUCACUAGAUAGUAAUAAGAUUUAUUUUUAAAAAGUGGUUAAUUCAGUGCACUCUAUACUACUUCCCUCACUCUCCUCCUGCAUGGCUAGCUACAAUGACUAGCUACAAAGAGCUUUUCAGCCUAUUCGUAGCAAAUAGACACCUCGGAAAGCUUUUUUUACUUUUUUUACCAGAACAUACAACACGGUUGUUGUUAUUAUUAUUAUUGUAAGGAUACUGAGCCCUCUCCCGAUCGCCGAAUGAUAAAACUUCUAACAUUUAAUAACUAGUUUCCGCCCCUGACUAUGACAUUUUCGCUUAAGCCCUUCGUACAGCUACCCGGUAAGAAUGUCGACGGCUUUCACGUUUUCCAGGCAAAAUGACGCUGGGUCACGCGCUAGCACUUAGUAUUGGGAAACUCUCGUUCUUGUAGUCGUCCCUGUCUUAGUAUCUAAAGGUCUGUGCUAUUCAGAACAGCACCCGCCCAGAAAAUCACAUCCUACCAUCUUAUUACCGACGCAACUAUGCUGUGCAAUGUCUCUCGAUCAGUUUUCAAAACAAGUCAUAGGCCUAGGCCAAACGUCGAACUUUUCAUGAGUUAAGUUCAUGAAAAGUUCAACGCCUUACUCAGUUAAGUUCGUCUGAAUGAGGUUGGAACGUCCAACACGUUCUAUCCGUCUGAACAUGUGAAGAUCGUCCCCAGGACAAACGUCGAUCUUCAUAUUCGACGAACUUAACUAAUAAAUUAAAAAAGAAUUGUAUAAUAAUGUUAAUUACUGACCAGCUAAAGUUGCUUUUUGGUCUGAUUUAGUUGAUUGGUUCGACGCGUCCUAGGUUCGGCGUCAGACACAACAAACGAUCGUAACUAAAUUUAGGUCGACCCAAAUUAGAUUUUGGUUUGUCUCGUUAAUAGUUCGGCGUGUGGCCUUUGCCGAUAGUGAGAUUGCGGGAGUCCACCCAUACGAAAGGAGCAAUUCUCCAGGCCAGGAUCUGGCCGUUUGUGGCAACAGUGCUUCAUUUGAAAAUGGAAAUGGUUAUAGGUCUAAAGUUACAGUAAAAUGGCCAACUAACCGUGCAACUUGCUUCGAAACAUUGCUGCAAAAUGAGUUGAAUUGCGACGUUCACGUUGUACCACCCUCGUUCAAACCUGUCUUGCAACGAAUCAGGUUGAGACAGGUUGCGUUAACACUGACUUCUGAUUGGAUAAAAUUAUGUGGGAGUUACGUCGCUUGCUGCAAAACAAGUUUGCCUUGGGCCGGUAAAACGCGCAACUUGUCAGAUUUUGAAAAUGCAGAAAUGAUCGUCGUAGUGAACGCAAUUUAUGCAAUUGUGUAAAGAAGCCUGAAAAAAAUUCAGGACUUCAACGGGUUUUUUUUUUCAGGCUUCUUUACGCAAUUGCAUAAUUGCGUUCACUGCGACGAUCAUUUCUUCAUUUUCAUUUCCGCAGUUCAUAUAUGAUUUAUUUCAUAUAUCAUUAACAUGUCAGAUUUUGUUGCAAAAAGUAAGACUACUCUCUACUUUCUGCAAAAACUUGAUUUGUUGCAAGACGGGUUGGAACAUGGGUGGUAAAACGCGCAACGUCGUUUUUCAACUUGUUUUACCGUUUUACCGUAUCUUGACUCCAGUCUUGUUUGUGCCCGCUUUUUCAACAGGGCCGCCUGUUUCUUUCACUUUUGCUCCACCGAGCAGUCAGUUUGUGGUUGUUUGGAGCCAGAAAACGAUAGCAUUUGGAAGACUGGACGAAACAGGUAUAUAAGUAAGAAAAAUAUUUGAUAAAUGGUAGGAUUUAACAUAGCAACAAGGAAGGCGACGGCUGAGAAAACGUCUCUUAAAAGUUAAUUCGCCCUGUUUCUGAAACCUCAUCGCGUUAUUCCAUCUCGUUCAAUUUAUCAAAAUUUGGCAAAUUCUUCGAGAGUUGAAUUCUAUGAAACUGUAUCGAAGUUCAAGGAAAGAAACAGAAAAUUGUUGUCUUGUGUUCACGUCUCCUAAAGCGUGAAUUUAGACACUUUUACGUGCUGACGGCAAAGAGAUGUGCAAAAACGCGGGAUGCACGUGCAGAAUUGUUGUUUUGCUAAUCUAAAAUUACUGCUUUUUUGCCUUUCUCGGUGCUUUCGCCGUCGCCGUCGUCGUUGCUAAUUAUAAAGCUUCCUAUUAAAACUUUAUUGACGUACGCAGGGGAAAGAAUUUUUUUAUCAUUUGCAGGCAUCUUUCUCACGGUGAAAGGCCACGGAAAUCUCACCGAUUUCACGCUUGGUAACAAUGAAACUAUGAAGUCUGUAAUACCAGGUGAGAUAAUUUUUUGUGAUUUCACAGGGAUCAAAAUAACGGCCGUUCAACGGCCAAUGUCCUACCAGAAUGUCGACUUGAGCGGCCAAAAACUCGCAGGUUCUUACAGCCGGUCACGCAUGCACACUCUCAUUCUUUAAUAACCAAGAGUGGUACUGUUGUUUAAUGCACUGCCUUCGGUGGCCGAGGUCCCGAGUUCGAUCCCCGGUGAUAUCGCAUCCUUUUUUCAACUUCUGUGUAGCUUUGACUAGCUUUAGGGCCUGUUUACAUGGAGGUGGGGGACCCCAGAUAGGUGAGGUAACACGUGGCGGGUCACUCCCUCGGGUCAUGUAACCGUGAUCAAAUUAAAAUGAGAGAUUAUAUGGACAGGCAGGUUACCUCACCUACCUGGGGUCCCCCACCUCCCUGUAAACAGGCCCUUAAAUACCCCUAAAUCGGAGCAUUGGUAGAGAUGGAGGGGGGGGGGGGGGGGCUAAGAUGAGCGCACUGUCGAACUACCUCAAGUUUAUAAGUUACUGCUGUCACGAGUUAUCGACGUAAAAUAUUGUUGCUUUACAACAGUACCUUUUUUACCUUUCAUCAUAGUUAAUUGAGUGGAAUGGUUAUGAAACCCGUCAGACUCCUUUGUUAUAUGUUUUUGUGGACCUGAAAGUGCACAACGUUCAAAAGAAUUCCUAUCAUUUUGAUUGUAUCGACCAAUAAAAACGUUGCAUUAAUUUAUUCCGUAACAAUUUGCCAACAGAAAACAAAGGAUUGUGCACUUUCACGGUACUUCCAACAUAAACUGCAGCAAUGUUGUUCUUAUCAUUGAUGUUUGCCGCUUUUCAUAACCAGUCUCCUCUAAUAACUAUGCUUUCAUACAGCAGUUUUCAUCCGUCGAGUUGUAUUUUUUCUGUUCUUGCCGUGGUCUCAGACCCCCCACCCCCUCCCCCCGAUUGACCUGCACCGUUCUAGACCUCUUAUUUCAUUGGUCCCUAUAACCUGCACUACCUAUUGUUUUCAGGGAUAAGGGCAUUGUUAUGUCACAAUCCCUGUUGUUUUUCCCAGCCAAUCACAAACAAUCUUUCAAAUAAAUGCAGAUCGCCCCUCUUAGACAUCAGUUGGGCUACUUCUUUGCAAAACGUGUGAAAUUUUACGCCAUUUUCUCUUGCGUUAGCAAAACAGAUGGAAACAGCUGAGCUAACGCAACCUCAUCUUCAGAGCCUCUAGGUUUGCUGUGUCGUUAUCCCGCGCGUUGAAUUCAUUUUACCGAAUAUCGCAGACGUCUUGCAAGUCUGGUCAACGGAUUUGAGCCAGUCAGAAAUGGAGAAAUAUUUUGAAUGAAUAAUAACACACGAUUCCUUGAUUCGCUCUGGCGAAGGGCUAACUUGGGCAACAUCAGCUUCAUAUUUUUUACGGUGUUGAAUUGAUCCUUCAGUAACCAACUCAGUUGACAAAACCAAAUUUUCAUAAUAGAUUGGAGUCAGUUUAAUAAAAAUGUCCGAAUCGAGUGGUUCCACUUUGGUUAAUUUUGAAGCAACUGACUUCUCCCUGGCUUGUAUGAUCGCUCAUUUAUCACAACUUCUUUAUUAUGACUCUCAGGAGGAAAUGGUGAGUUCGCUGUUCAUCUGUCGAACAACAGGAUAUUUUAUGGAAAAGCGUUCAUUCAACAUAUGGUUGAGGUAAAUCUGGUAAAAUUGAUAACUAUCAAACAGAAAAUCCCGAGGCCCGUUGAUGUUUUUUCGAAGCGAGCUAGAAAACUGGACCUUAGCGAUGAUAACUCAACUCGUAGCCCUAAAGUUAAGAUAUUGUAUAACAUUAAGGUAGUCUUUCUCCUUUUCUCCUUCUUAGAAUAAGUGAUUUUCAGCCUUUUCCCAGUAUUUAUUGUGAACAAGUGUUCUUUCUUCUCCCUUCAUCUCUCAGGAGGCAGCAUGCCCGAGUGGUUAGAGCGCCGGACUGCAACUCGGAGGCCCCGAGUUCGCGAGCUGGAUUUGUUCACGGGAGUCUCGUGUUCAAUCCUCGGUCAUCCUUGUUAAUAGCCAGCUGGUUUGCCUCCGGCUAGUAUAUUUGGGAUUCUUAUCAAUUUGAAUUAUUUGUUUCAGACAUCUGCUCAGCCCCACAAGCGUUAGUGCUAUAAAUACUGCCGAAGAUAAAUAAUGGAAUUGUUAUUACUACAGUCAACUCUCUCUAAGACGGACACCUUUGGGAGCGGCACUAAGUGUCCGUCUUGUAAAGAGUCAAAUAAAGGGAGUAAAGAAAGGCAGGGACCAACUCUGAGUGACCGUUUUGCAGAGGUGUCCGUCUUAUAGAGGUGUCCGUUAAGAGAGAGUCGACUGUAUUAUGAUUAUUAUUAUUAUUCAAUUGGCGCAGGUAUUUGCUGGAGAAGAUCCCUCUUCAACGAUGGCAGUUAUGUUUGAUGUUUUUGGCUCCUUACUGGUUAUCACCAAUAACAAGUACGUUGUCACUGCCCACUCUCCAAUAGUACAAUGUUUGCUUUGACCAUGAACACCAUUCGAGAAAAAUUUGAUUUAGACGUCGUGUGCGAGGAGUGAAACUGAAUUAUCGAGGCUUUAAGAACAGAAGAAUCUGCCAGAAAUCAGACUGCAUGCCUACCGUCAGGAUCCAAGAGAAAUGUUAUCAUAGAGGAAAGAUAGGACUGGAUGGAAUUUGGAUUGUAUCAAGAUAACCCCCCCCCCCCUCUCCCUCCCCCAAUAAUGUGAACCUGGUUAUAACAAUGGAGAGUAUUGGUCGGGAUCUUUACAUACUCACAGUUCCCACAGCGAGGCUAUUUGAACUCUUACAUUGACAAACAUGAACUACUUUUAGUCCUUACCAGUGGUAUUGUUGCCACAAAUUACCAUGACUGUUGAUUAAAGUUUCUUCAGGAAUGGGGGACAAACCGCAACGAGAUUUUGUGAAGAACCGAAAGAGCAACAUGUUUUGUUUGUGGAGGCUUUAGCAAAUUUGAUCAACGGGAAGAUCAACCGUGAAUCCCGCGACGGGAAGCAUUAAUUACAUUAAAAUACAUCUCAUGGUAACAUUGCUCUGUUGUUCUUUAUCAUUUCAGUGGAACAGUUUACACAAGAAAGCUACCUUUGGGGAAUGAAAUCUUGAAUGGUCUCUACCCACAUACAUCAUGUCCGGUUAGGAGUCGUCUGCGUAUUUUUUUUUGUAUAAUAAGCCAUUUCUGAGAAACUGUCACUUUCAAGACGAGGCUAAAUAAAACGCCUUUCUUGUGAAAAUGAGUUUUAUUUUUGUGGGAUUAAAAAAAUCCUAUUCUUAGGAAUAGCUUCAAAUUCAGCCUCGCCUUGAAACAGAGGCUUCGAGCAACUCGAAAAUGGCCUAUAGUUGCAGUCACGGCUGUAUGGAAAUGAAAAUUGGUUGUGCUGUGCGGUCUUAUCAGAUAGUUCACCAAGAGUAUUGUUUACGACUCUUGUUGUAGCUUAUUAAGGUGGCUCGACUGGAUUUUUUGGGGUUGAUACCUCCCAACUUUGAGCAUUAACUUCGUCGGCAUGAGUAAAGAUAUAGAAAGAAGGUUACCACAACUGUAUUUUAUAAAGAUGAAAAUUUUUUAUGAUUUGGGUUUUAUUGCAAUCGGAGUCGCCAUGGCAACGUUAUGACGCUAUUUCGUUUUUCAUUUAUCUUUGUGUUUCUCUGUUCCAGGAGUUUUUUGAAGAAAUCGCUUAAGGGAGUAUGUACCUGCUAUAAUUGCCUCCAUUAUGGCAAAGUUUGAACAAAUUCUAUGAGAGCGUUUUCGAAAUAUUUUGAAAUGUAGUUUUAAGAAUAAUAAAAACAGUGAAAUAGCAUGCUAGCCACACAAUUCGCUGACUGAUUUUAAGAAAAUGAUAAGCUUUGGGAACGAGGCUUCAUCUCAUAGUGGUUUGAUUCCAUUGAAAACUGCAUACGAAAAAAGAAGGGAAUCAAACCACUAUGAGAUGAAGCUUCGUUCCCAAAGCUUAUCAUUUUCUUAAAAUAUCAGCGAAUUGUGUGGCUAGCAUGCUAUUUCACUGUUUUUAUUAUUCUUAAAACUACAUUUCAAAAUAUUUCGAAAACGCUCUCAUAGAAUUUGUUCAAACUUUGCCAUAAUGGAGGCAGUUAUAGCAGGUACAUACUCCCUUAAACGAUUUCUUCAAAAAACUCCUGGAAGAGAGAAACACAAAGAUAAAUGAAAAACGUAAUGGCGUCAUAACGUUGCCAUGGCGACUCCGAUUGCAAUGAAACCCAGAUCAUAAGAAAUUUUCAUCUUAUAAAAUACAGUUGUGGAAACCUUUUUUCCAUAUCUUUACUCAUCCCGACGUAGUUAAUGCUCAAAGUUGGGAGGUAUCAACCCCAAAAAAUCCAGUCGAGCCACCUUAAGCCAUGUGGGUAUUUAUAGGCGAAUCUUCAUGCUGACGCCAUUGUUUACAUUUGCCCUCAUUAGCAUACGACUUAACUCGUAGAAGUGGUGGCCAUAUAUACGAACGAAAUUCAAAAAUUGCAAACAAUAUUGAAGGAAAUAUCAGCCAUCAAAAACUGCGAAAUUGCUGGGUGGCAAAAAAGUUAAUGAGCAAUACUUUCAUCGUAAAAUUUCGAGUGUUUAAAGAAAAAUUUCUCGUAAGCCAUUCGGUAUAUCGCGCAUAACUGAAAUUGUUAUGCCCUUUCAAUAUUCAGAUUUGUAUUUUAUAAGCUUCAGCAGAUAAUGAUGAACAUUUGUUAAUGAAGCAAAAAAUGUGAACAAAGAUUCGCUUGAGCUAACCGACGUUAGUGCGGACGCUUCUAAUGUUGUUUUUUACUAGCAAUAAGAAGACAUUCUUCAUGUUUUUUUUUACCAUUACUGAUAUAUGAUUUCCAUUUAAGCAGCAUUCAGCUGUUAUGCAGACGAUCGUAACAAUACCUUCAACUGCCGCUUAUAAACCUUGGGCUUAUACAUCUUCGUAGGGCCAUUUAGGAGGGCUUAUUAACGGAGGGGCUUAUAUCCGAAAUAGAACCGACGCCGAAAAUGAUAGUGGGGUUUCCCAAUAGAUUACAACUUCCAUUUAUCUGUCUCAAAAUUUGUCUUGCAGUUUCUAAAGUUUACGACCAGCGCCAGACCAGAAUUGCACUUCAUCGACAAAGGAAAUGAACUGAAGGUUUGCUCUGAAGUCCACAUGCAAUGCGAUGAUAAAACCUAGCAACAUGUGAAUUUUCAACCCCUACUUAGUGCAAGAGAGUUUUUGGGAGUAAUUAUGGACGAAGUGGAAUAGAUAAACGGAUUCCUUUUUAUAGUGGGGUUGCGAAGAGAUUAGCGAUACAUAAUACUGAUACGUGUUGUAUUUCAAAUGUUUUUUUUUUAUGAAUUAAUGGUGUGGACAUUUUGCAGCUUUUUAUAAGGCAAAUACUUUUAAACACAGUCGAAAGUCGUGACGGUCGAAAUUGCCAGUCAAUCAUUGUAAAUGGAACCUGUCUGCCUAGCCCUCGUGGAAGGGCUAGUGGCCGCUUAAGGCCGUAUUCUGCUUGAAACAUGCUUUUACAGCAAACUUUAUACAACACUCGCCAAUUUGUAUUUUUUAGUAAUUCCCUUUCCCGUAGUAUAAUUUCGUUGUGUUUUCUUUCAACUAAACAAGGAUAAUUGGUAAGAAACAUAUUGGUCACGCCUUUCUUUUAUUUUACCAUUGUCCUGAGGAAAAAAAAUGAACGGUCUCUGUCAGCUAGACAGCCUUAAUUUGCUUUCAGUUGCCUUGUCUGACUCUGUUAUCGUUGGUUCUGUUUUCAGGUAUGGGCCCUUCUGAUUCACCCAAGGGUCACACCAAAUGACAUCAGAGUAAGUCAGUGUUUCGACGUAACAGACUUUUAUCAGUCCCUAAUCCCCCCUUUUUAAUCGCGUCAUUGCGCCCUUGAUAUCUAAAUCGAAGAAGUCAGUGUCCAAACCUGUUACCUGAUAAUUGGUGGAGCCUCCCCGUAUAAAACAAUGUUGAGUAACCCCCUUCCCUCCCGGCUUUUCAAAGCGCCAUUGUCGUGAUUAACACUGCUUUAUGUUGCAGCUUGAAAUUUCAAGUAGCGAUGUUCUACGAAUCGAAACUGAAGACAUCAUAGAACAUUAUCCUGGUAUUGUUACACUUAACAAGGUAUUUUUACUGAUGUCCAGACGUUUUUGAACCCCUUUCAGACAACUUUGCCUCCAUAUUUGGAGAGUUCUUCAAUGUUGUAGCUCCUCCUUUUUCCUCGCGUCUUGCGGCUUCACCACCAGCCUACACUGAGCCUAGCUUGCCUCGACGACGUUCACAAAUGGAAUUCAGGUGCGCGAAAACGCGAAGGACAUGCGCUAGCCCACGCGAGCCCCUACUACCAUAUAUGGGCUAUAUAGGUAUGUGCCGCUGUGAAGGGUAUGGUUUUCAAGCAGUUUACUCAGGGAUAGGGCACAUAAAUCACAGAGUUUGGGUCUAGAACAGGGUAUCAUUUUCCAUUUAAACUGAUCAAUUGGUUGAAGAUUUUAGUCUAGACUAGGGAAACCGGGAAUUGCCACCCAAGAAUAUAGAAAAAUCAAAUGGAUUUUGUUUUGGCUGGACUGUGCUAGUGACCUCAGUUGUUUCUGGAAAACAGCUACUCUAGGAUAGGGGGGGAUUUGGGGAGUUAAGUCUAGUAUAGGGUAGCAAAAUUCACUUGAACUAGCCCUCGUAUAGGCUAAGGGUUCCAGGGUCCCAGCGGCACAUCUCCACCCAAAAAGUCCUAAAGUACCCCCCCCCCCCCACCGGGGCGCGAGCCCGAAGUCCUCCUUCGGGCACCUGCCACGCGGACUAGCAUUCACCUCUCUCUUCUUGUGGUUACACGUACCCCUUCAGUCGAACUCAGGAUAGAACAAUAAGUCCCAGUUCAAACUUCAGACUUUCAUGUACCGAACUUAAAACCUAUUUUGGUCGUCUCAAAUGACGCGAGGUCGACGGUUUAUUCAGACGUCGAAGUUAAUUAGUCGGACUCCAUUCAUUUUCACGAUGUUCAAUGGUCCACAUUUCUUAACAGUCAAAGUAAAUUAUAAGUAAUUUAUGCUUUAGGUUCGGCACAUGAAAAGUUCGACGUUUGACACGAAGUCUCUCCAAAGUCAAAAUUCCCAUGAGGGUCGACCCAAAUUAGAUAUGUCGGACUUAAUUGAUUCAUACGUCAAUCUUUUCAUUAAGUUAAGUAAAAGGAAAAGGUUAGGUCUAUGAAAACUUCGACGUUUUAACUGGGUUUAAGAGACUGCUUGCGGUCUAUGAAACUGUUAAUUAUGGCCUUCGUUGAUCAAAGAUGUUUACGUUUAAAUUUAGACUUACACCUUCAUCCAUGACUUAAGAAAUGGAACCGCCAAUCCAGGAAGGUAAGAAGCUAAUUUAAGAGCGCGUGUUAAAAGAAUAGCACUCACUCAAUCAGAAGGAGGAGGCAGCGUGGACGACCGGCCCGGGUUAAGAUCCCGCUCUAUCCAGCUGAAAUGAAAACGGUUGUCCUAAAUACAGCACCUCGGUACCGUGGUUUGCCUCCGGCCAGUUGGGAUUCUUAUAGUUGUGUUGUUUUAAUUAACAGUUUUUGUUUGGGUCCAUAGUUGUAGGCCAUAAUGUCAGCUACUUGGUCACCAGUAUAACUGUAUCGCAAGCUAAUGUUUUCACACUUCUUGAGGAAAUUGAACUGGCAAUAUUAAUUGCUAAUACUAGUAAUAAUUUCAAAUCCUACAGGGAGAAGUGAUAAGGCAAGUGGGGAGGAGGGGAUGGGUGGGGGUUGGGGGGGGGGGGAGAAGGUAAAUGGGUGAAAGGAGUGUCAAGUGUAAUAAUUUGCUAUUGUACGUUUUGAGUGUUUCUGUCAGUAAAUCCAUCUCAAAAAUUCUGAUCAAGCUUGUUGUUUCAAUUUACAGUGCAUACAAGUCUACUGUAGUGUCUGUGACGAUGUUUCCGAGCGUUAGAGAACUGACUUGUGAAAAUGAUUUACAGGUAAUAACAGCCAAUUUCCUUUUAACUCACCCUACUCGGGAAUUUUUUUUCCUUCACCUUGUGCCUUGCUAUCGUUGUUAUUAUUAAUACUGCGGCUAAGAAGAAGAAGAAGACUAAGUGUACUUUUUGUGGCCAUACACAGUUAAGAAAAAAAAAACCGACCAAAGUAGUCUCUUUUCUAAAGGGCAGGAGCAUAUCUCUCCUUUGAAUUUUUCUGUGAAAGAGACAAUCGGCUGGUGUGCGAGAACAAACUUGUUGCUAAACUUAAAGAAGGCUAAAUAUCACAGAAAAUGUUCCCUAUUCAUUGUGGCCUAAACUGUGCUGGAUGAUAAGGAAGUCAUUGCCUUUGUCUUUUGUUUAAACAGGUGCUGCACAUUAAUGUUGGCUGUCCACCAUCCAAGACCAUUGUCAUAAGGAACUGCACAGUACCCUCUGGUGAAGGACCAGUACCUUAUCUGUCUCAGGUAAAUCCUGUCAUACCACUCAAUUAUGCGUAAAAAAAACUUUGUUAGAGUCGCAAAGCUUCCAGCUUAACACAAGUGUUCGGCUCAUCGAGGAUACUAUACUCUGUACUUGUCCACAUGAUUAGUAAAUUAGAUUCCCUCCCUUCCCAUUACCACCUAUUAGUAUAAUUACAUUGAUGAUUAUCGAACAUAGAGCGCUGUGAUUGGCUAGAAACUUCGCUUUAUCCCGCGAUAAUCACCGCGCGGUGAUUAUAACAUUGAAGGUUAGCAGUUUUCAAAAUGGCAGCCAGAUUUGUUGAUGUUUCGGAGUCAGAAAUUGAUCAAUAAUUUUAUUUUCUCGAAGAAUCAUCAAUGUAAUUAUACUAAAACAAUUAGUCGCCUCAGGCGACGUGAAUAUCGGCGAACAGUCAUGUCGCCUUCGGCGACUAAUCGUUAAAUAAUAAACAGUCAGCUCCCGAUAACUCGAACCUUCUAGGAAAAUCGAAAGAAGUUCAAGUUAUCGGGAGUUCAAAGCUGAUAACCGAAAAUAAGGAAAUAAACAAAUGGGUGGGAAGGAAUGCAAGUAUCAUGCACACUUCACCUCAAAGGCAGCAAGGGAUAAAUUGAUACUUUGAAAAAGGAAUUGAAGCAACAAAGCUUGAAGAAUAUUCAUGAUCAGGGCUCUGGACAUUGUAUUUGAAGUGGAUUGACAAAGAAGUAAAGACAAAGAAUACACGGUUGUGUUGAAAUAAAUUUCAGCACUGACCGCAGAACAUUUCUAAUUAUCGAGUGUAAAAUUACAUAGAAAUGAUCUGAAGGAAAACAAAAAUUAUUGCGAGUUAACGGGAGGUUCAAGUUAUCGAAGUAAAAUAACAGUAAAUGUAUGAAAAAAAUCCAUGGGAAAUUGAUUUUGCUUCGAGUUAGCGAGGGUAUGAGUUGUCGGGAGUCGACUGUAUGUAACUUCAAAGUCAAGCUCAAAGUAAGGGAAUGAGAUUUUUCCCGUUAGUCUCGUUGCUGAUAUCCGAGUCCAUUGUUCAAUGAGUAGUAACUGCCCUAAUCCCUAUGUAAAUUAGUGCAAGGCCCUAAAACAUUGUUCAUAGCCUAUUCUAUUCUAAGCUGUGUUUUCCCACGUGUCUUUCCAUAUGUAUGGUCUUCCCUUCUACUUUACGUGUUACCUUCCAGUUUUCAUCAGGGGCACCCAACGAGGAUAUAGUUCAAAACCACUUAACAUAGCAUUGUUAAACGUAUUUUAGUAUUCAAACGGUAGAUAUAGGCAUAUUUUUAUCCCCUAGAAACUUUUCAUCUGUUCGGAUUUCCUAGCUGAAAGUCUAGUGAUCCGAAAAUUAUAGGGAUAAAAACUUACCUUCCCGAAAAUUUCAGCCAGGAAAAGGCUCCCGAAAAUUCUAGGUGGCCUUUUUUAGGGUCAAAAUCCGUUAAAAAUGGGUAAUUAUACCAUUUUGUAGAUGUUCGAAAAUCCUAGGAGAGGCAGGCAAGCAACAAAUUUUACAACAAACGCUCCGAAAAUUCUAGAUCUCAAAUCUUCUUCCGAACAGAUAUUUUCCCGAAAAUUGCCGUUGGGUGCCCCUGUUUCAUGUUUGGUACUCCUUUUUCAAACGUCGGCGAAGGUUUUCUUUGAAAUCGUUAUUGGGCAAUGUUAGAAAAACGAAGGAAUAUGUUCCAGCUGUAGCUAUCGUUGCACCAUCAAAGAUGCUCUUGCGGUGUACGAUAAAAAUCUCUGGCACACAAGCAUGUUGAGGCCGUUCGCGAUAAUCCGUCUAUAGCGGCUAAAGUUAGGUGUUACUGGAAAACUUGUAGAAAAUUAGCGUGAAUCAGUGUUGUUCUGUUACACAUUGUUCUUCAGGUGCAAGGUUUAAGCGAGCCGCUUGCAUGUCAUUUGACUACAGUCGUGUCAGAGAGUUUCAAGCUGGUACUGGACAUGUAAGUGUUUGUAGUGGUGUGUCCGUUAAAACUGACGUAGGAUAAUUAAAGUGUGCCAUUAGUAGAUUUAUGCUGCAGUUUGAAGCAGAUUGUAGCUACGCACAUGCAUUAUUGAUCAAGUUUUUUCUCCCAAGAUGGCUGGAUAUUGGCUAAGUCAGCAGUUUUGCGUCAGUUUUUAUGGACCAAGAUCAACAAAGCGGAAACUGAAUCCAGAGCGGCCAGGAUUUGCUUGAUCUUCCUUGCUCGCAAAGCCAGCCACAUAAUGACACGUGUUAAUGCUUAUUAAGAUAUCUCUCUUCCCUCUGUAUUUUUAAAAGCGUUUAGUUUAAGGUCAGUGCAAGGAAAAAUUGAACACGAGAACAGAAGUUUUGGCGGUUUAUGUUAGAAUAAGAGUCAUUCCCAAAAAUACAACCUGUAUUUGUUUUUCCUUCGUCAUUCUCCGAAAGGCCACCGUCUGUUUUGGUUUUAUGAAAAAUUCAGGCAGUCAAAGAAAAUAACCGCAUAUUCAGGGCGGACGAUAAACCCUCUUUUGAUAUUCAUCCGAUUUUUUACCUGUAUUUGUUUUUCCUUCGUCGUGUCCGAAAGACCACCAGAAAUAGCCGCUGUGUUUUGGUUUUAUGAAAAAUGGGUAAAAGCCCCCUAGAGAGUACAAGAAAAUAACCGCAUAUUCAGGGCAAUGAAGAUUUCGAUAGCACCGAAUAGCUUUCAACAUCUGAGCUUUCUGAUAUUGAUCAUCCGAUCCUUCAUCUCUCAUCCACAUGAAUUUUAAAAAACAAACUUGCAUUUAAUUGUUCCCCAUUUUAUUCGCAAAAUAAGGCUAUCUUUACAUCGUAAAUUAACCGACAUGUUACUGGCACGUAAUGUCCCGUUAUGGGUUUUCUUUCUUCCGAGCUGAGAAAGCUUACGCAACUAAACAACUAAAAUUUUUAUGCUCCGGGGAAAGUUCCGGGUUCUUUACUACUGAACCAAGAUGUAGCCCAUGGCCUUGAUGUGCUUGUUUCCGUUGUCUGGUGACCAUGUAGCCUCAUUUCCACACGUGUUUGUGUCGUCAUGAUUUCCUCCUGUACCAAAUCCGAUUCUGGAGUCACACGUGUCACAAUGGUUGCCGUUUUCGUUACUGGUGAUACCAAUUCUUGCUUUAGAAUGUUGUUUCCAGCUACAGAUAGCAUUAAACCCUUCCUUGUUACAGUCGGUCUGUAAGGAGGCCUGUGGACCAAUCAGCUUCUUCCAGGUGUUACGACCGAGUGAGGUUGCGCGAUAUUGGCCGUCAGCGAUCAGAGAGUACAGCGAACUAGCGUACUUGUUGAUAGUAACGAACUGUAAUUGGUGGCCGAUCUUCAUACCCAGGCAGAUCUUGGAGAAGGCUGUGUUCCAGUAGGUUGGCAACUUGGUCUCUUGUGAAUCAAACCUGGUCCUUCCUCCGGCAAAGUUGUAUGGAUUUUUGUUGCUCCAGAAGUGAGAAUCAUAAUGAAAAGUUUUCUGAAAACGGAAAUCAGUAAAUUAAUAUCCAUAUCACAAACAUGGAAUGACGUACUGCUUGUAAGACAUGUACCUUUGUGCCGUCAAUCUUCAUGGCCAGCGUCCAUCCUCCAUCUCCGCAUCCAAAGUCUCCCAUGUGACAGUAAACAGGAAUCGUUUGUGAGCCAAACUUCAGUGUAUACACUCGACUUGCCGUAAACCUGUUGGAGAAGAAAUCAUUUGAUGGCCUAAAAUAUGUGUUCUUACUCUUUGCGAAUCAACGUCAGGCAAAGCAAUCCUUUUAUUCAAAUGGAACGUGUCUCUAAAAGUUGUGGUCUAUUUCAAAUUCUGUCAGAUAUUGAAAACGUACUCAAAUAUCAAACACCAUGCGUUCAAGUGCAUCGAUGCGUUGGGAAUUGUUUAUAGAACUCCAGAAUUAUGGCAAAUUUGCGAAAGAAAAUAGUUUGGAUUAACGUCUAGUCUACGACUCGAAUUCUUACUUUUUGUGUUCACAGUUCGAUUUUUCUUACUGGAUAUCUUGAUGCAAAUUGUUUAAUGAUUUGGACUAUUUAAUGUUUUUGUCAUCAUGUUGUGCCAUCUAUCUGUAAUGUGUGGGUCGCCGUUUUUUUGUUAUGUUUCGAUUUUUUCCACUAAACGCGCGAAUGGCUGGUAAACCUGGGAUGAAAACAUGAAUCACUCAAAUUUUAAAAUACAGCAAAAUAAGCAUUGACUGAAAUGAACUUACUUGUGUACAUCGUACAGUUCCUUGCAAGAAGUGGAGAUGACUGCAAAAAAAACCCUUGUUAGAUUAAAAGGCAAAAUUCACCGAUAUGUCAAACUUUCUAAAAAUUACUAUGAAAGACACUGUACCUGACAAUAAAGUUUUGUUAGACUGUGCAGUGAUUAUCUCCAGCUUCGACUCCGCUCUCUUGAAGGCGUCCUGGCACGUCGCAGUAAGGUUUUCCAGCUUUGUUUCCAAGUUCUGUUUGAGCAGCUUUUCCAGCUUUGUUUCCAGCUUGUUAGCGAUGAGUUUUUCCAGCUUCGUUUCCAUCUUCUUGAGGGCGUUGUCGCAGACUUCAGUCACAUUCGACGAGAGCUGUUUACAGUCUGUUGGAAGAGGUGUUUGGUUAUUGCGUAAGUUUGACGGUUUGGCGCCAUUCGCGGCAUAUGAUAUUAUAACAGCAAGUGCGAGGAAAACGAACGAGCGCAUGUUGAAGCCGUUAAGCGUCUUGAAUGAAUACUUUGACUUAAGUGUCUUUGAGGAUUCGAUGGUACUGGAUUAUUGGUAACCAAUUUUUUUUUCAUUUCCAUUCAUUAAUCAGCUCUGAAGUUAUUGUUAGUGAAACGAGAAAAUUAUCUUGCUGGAACUUCGUGACUAAUUUACUAAUUAUUCGUAAACUCGUCUGAUUUCUGUGUAAACAUUUCUAGGUCACAGCACUUAACAAAUGUAAAGUUACCGACCUUUGGCAGCUUGUGUCAGUUUUUCAAAGGUUUGGAAGCGCUAUCUUCCCUAUAAAUCACUAUCCAGCGGAUAAGUAUUAGAAAAUCCAAUUGCGCUAUCCAGUGGAUAGAGAUUUAUCCAGUGGAUAGCGUUAUCCUUUUGAACAACUGAGGCCUGCUCGAUAACAGUUGUUCACGUGUGUGAAGUGAAUGUAGGUAAAUUUUUGGUCGAAUUUGACGUAAAAUGUUCAUUAUAAACGAUCACUCAGUUUGAAGGUAACUGUCGUUUCAGUGAGGCUUUGAUUAUAAUACUAAACUUAUCGCGGUGUAAAGUUUUCGGUUAGACUGCCAACGGAGUUCCUUUAUUUUGUAAAACUUACACGUGAAAAGGGAAAGAUCGCCACGAGAGUGGGAAAAUCAGAUGGACUCACACCCAGCUUCUCCACGUGCGUCAUGCUACUCGCACGUGGAAGUUUUCAGCAUUUACGCGUGUUUCCCUCUCUCAACAACCACUCUCCUAGAGAAAAACUGAAAACUACUUGAAGCUUGCAUUCUGAUGUUUUGAACAUCUUUGCCACUUGAGAAACGGUAGUGAAUAUAAGAAAAGGUGAUAUAUUUAAACUACUGAGGAAAGAGUUCCAGAAUAAUUGAUACCAUUGUCACUACUAUCUACCACUUCCUUGUUGACAAAAAUAAGACUAAAGAGAGUGAAGAGAUCAGGGGCGCUUAAUAUUUAUACAAACCACCCGGGUGGAAAUCCUGUGCAUAAACAUAAAACUAUGAAAUUUGACGUGGUGGGAGAACAACCCGCUACAGAGUAUAUCAAAAUCGGCUGAACAGACCAACAAGAGUAGAAAAAUUGCAUCGCUGCAAAUCACAGCCCACAUUUUCUGACGCUUCCCAAACGGAAUGGCGCGAACCAUUUGAUUUCCCAACCGGAAUUUCCGGUUUUUCCAUGUAAAUGGUAAGUACGCCAAGAACAUUAUGAAAACGUCGUCUCGCUGUAGGUAUUCUAAUUCUGUUAAAUUCCAGAGUUGAAUUCACUUCAUAGAUUGAGAAGUAAUUAUAAAUCCUUCUGCCCUUGGGACUGGUGUAAGACGACGGCAUUUUCAGAAUUAGGCUCAAAUUUACUUUAUACUGCAGUGAAACCCUUAAGCGUGAUGCUUGUUGAGUAUGUGAGUAGGUUCUUUUAUGUUGUGCAAGAUCGGGAAAAAUUAUGGCAGCCGCCAGCGCGAGCUGGCGAUGCCGGCAAUCGAGUGAGAAUCGUAGUGAAAAGUUUUCUGAAAACGGAAAUUAGAAAAUUAAUAUCAAUAUCACAAACAUGGGGUGACGCUUAAGAAAUGUACCUUUGUGCCGUCAAUCUUCAUGGCCAGAGUCCAUCCUCCAUCUCCGCAUCCAAAGUCUCCCAUGUGACAGUAAACGGGGAUCUUUUGCGAACCAAACUUCAGCGUAUGCAUACGACUUGUCGUAAAGCUAUUGGAGAAGAAAUCAGUGGAUAGUCAAAAAUAUGUCGUCUAUGAAUAAACGUCAAACAAUGUAUUUUUGUUAUUCAAAUGGAGCGUGAUCACAACCGUAGACUUUAAGUUGUGUUCUACUUCCGAGUGCUGUCAAGUAAUUAAAAGUACAUUAAAUCGAAAACGGCUAUAGGUAUUCAAGUGCAUUGAUUCGUCAACUUUCGUCAGGAAUUCAAGACUAAAGGCAAACCGAAAACAAACAACUCAACAAGUCGAAAAUCGAUUGCCUUUACGUCUAAUGUGCGACUCUAAUAAUCUGAUUAUGUCCACUGAAGUGUUUGCUUUGUUUUUGUUUUUCAAUUGAGCACACAGUUCGAUUUUUGUCACUGGAUAAUCACAAAUUGUGUAAUGAUUUGGAUUAUUUAAUCUUUUUGUCAUCAUUUUCUGAUAUCUAUUUGUUAAUUUUACUUUGAUAACUCCGUUCGUCUCCAUUUUUUGUUCCGAUGAUUCGAUUUUUUGCAUUAAAACUACAUACUCGAACGCCUUUUUAAUAAAAAGCUGAAAUGAAAACGUGGAUUACACUGAUUUUAACAUGCAGCAAACUAAGCGUUGAAUGGAAUGAUUACUUACUUGUGCAUAUCGAACAGUUCCUUGCAAGAGGAGGAAGAGGAAAUGGCUGCAAAAAAAAAAAACGUGUAUCUAUGAAACCCCAGUUAGAUUAUAAGACAAAAUUUAUCAAUAUGCCAAACUUUCUUUAGAAAUACUUAGAUCGCUUUACCUGACAAAUAAGCCUUGUUGGUCAGUAUUCUUAUUUUUUCCAGCUUUGUUUCUAACUUCUUGAGGGCAGCGUCGCAGGUCGCGUUCAACGAUUUGGUUUCAAUUUCUGGAUCUCCAGUCUUGUUUAUUAGUGCAGUAAGUCUUUCCAGCUUUGUUUCCAAAUUCUGUUGGAGCAGUUUUUCCAGCUUCGUUUCCAGCGUUUUAAUGAUAAGUUUUUCCAGGUUCGUUUCCAUCUUCUUGAGGGCGCUGUCGCAGUUAUCGGUCUCGUUCGACGAUGUCGUAGUCACAACGUCUGGAGUGGCAGUUUUGUUGAUGAGUCCAAUAAGUUUUUCCAGCUGCAUUUUGGAAUUCCUUUCGAGAAGUUUUUGUAUUUUUGUAUCCAAAUUCUGUGCAAGAAUUUUAUCCAGCUUCAUUUCUAAACUUUUCACGGCACCGGAGAAUUGAGAAUCUUGAUUCACCGUCAGGUUAGUCAGGUUACAGUUACAAACAGCCGGAGGCUUUUUGCCGUCUGUUGGAAGAGAUGUUUGGUUAUAGCGACCCAAGUUUGACGGUUUGGCGCCAUUCACGGCACAUGAUAUUAUAAUAGCCAGUGCGAGGAAAACCAACGAGCGCAUGUUGAAACCGUUGAGCGUCUUCAACGAAUACUUUGAUUUAAGUGUCUGUGACGAUUCGAUGGUACUGGUUGCUGGUUACCAACUUGUUUUUCAUUUCUUCUCAUAUCAUAUCAGCGCCGCAAUAUUGUCAGUGAAACGAGAAAAUUAUCUUGCUGGAGCUUCGUGACUAAUUCACUAAUUAUUCGUAAACUCGUCUGCUUUCUGUGUACACAUUUCUCUUCCUAAGUCACAGUACUUAAGAAAUGUAGAGUUACCUCUGACAGCUUGCCUCAGUUCAAACGUUGGGAGGCACUAUCCACCGGAUAGUCACUAUCCAACUGGUAAGUACAAGUGUAUUAGGGAAAGAAAUUGCACUAUCCAGUGGAUAGAGAUGAAUCCGGGGGCAUUAUCCACCUUUUGAACAACUGAGGCCUGCUUGAAUACAGUUAUUCACUGGCGCGAAGUGAAUUUAGGUAAAUAUUUGCGGACGAAUUUGACGCUAAAAUAUUCAUCAUAAACGAUCACUCAGUCUAAAGUAACAACUCUUUUCACUGUAAUUAGUUUGCUUUAAGUAUAUCAGUUGAAAUACUAAACCUAUCACGGUAUAAUUUUUCGAUUAGACUGCCAAUUGAGUGUUUUACUGUGUCAAACUAACAAGCGAAAAAGGGAAAUAUCGCCCAAAGAGAGGGAAGAACAGAGGGACUCACACCCAGCUUCUCCACGCUCGUCAUGUUAUGUACUCGCACGUGGCAGAUUUUUAGAACACACGCGUGUCUCCUUUGCUUCACUUUACUUCUCUCCUUGCGAAAAACCAGAAUACUUCUUGAAGCUUGCAUUCAGAUGCUUUUUAACAUCUUUGCGUUGUGGGAAAUAGAAGUGAGGAGAACUCAUAUAUUUAAACUACUAAGGAAAAAGUACCAGAAUAAUUUAUACCAUUGUCAUUUCUCUACCACUUCCUUGUUGACAAAAAUAGACUGUAAAUGAGACUGGAACAUCAAAACGUCGUCUCGCCAUAGAUGUCCUAUAACUGCUGAAUUCCAGAGUUGAAUUCACAUCUUAGAUCAGUAAAUGCAUGUAGAUCCGGCUGCUUUGGAGAUUGGUGUAAGAUUUUGUUCGAAAAGUUUAAUUUUUCAACUGUCUUCUGUUGAUCUUUAAGCUCUGAUUUCGAUCAAAAGCACACAUUUCCCUUCGGCUGAGUAAAUAUUGGUCCAAAAUAUUUUCUGAUAAUUGUCGGGAGUUUCAUCUUCGACUGGAAAAUUGCCUGCCGUGUUUAUUCUCCUUUUCAAGUGUUUAAGACAAUUACUUUUGUUUCUCUUUAGUAAUUAGGGAGUUUAAGCAGAAACGUUUUUGAGCGACGCCCUUCAGCCAGAAGUGAGCCUUUUUCUUUUUGAAAAAAUAUGCCUUGACGCUAUUAAAUUUUUAAUUACUAAGUGCCUUUAUUCUUAUAGAUUCGCUUUAAUUUGCUCGAAAAUUUGUGCAAAACCACGUCCUUAGAAUGCAAAACUUCCACUUUUGGUUGACGUGAGUCGCUCAAAAACGUCUUUGCUAAAGCUUCCUAUUAUUUUAGCCUUAUUACCUAGACUAUGUUUACAGCUCGCUGAAAGAAGCUGAAAGAAGCUGCCUUAAGUAACCUAAUUGUCAAUGAAUGUGCAGCGUUAAAUAUACGUCUUAAGAAAAAGUUAGUCUUGUCGAAAAUUUCGCCUCAGUCCUCUCGGAAUGAGUUUUCUAUCGCACACAUGUGUUUUGAUCGCUCUACUUUCCCCGAGGAAAAUAAGGGACUAGUUAAAGGCCGCUCUUUAGAAAGUGGAACCUCACCUAUGGUUAACAGGGGCCCGUUUCUCCAAAGUCCCGGUAACUUUUCCGGCCCGAAAUCAAAUAUUCAAAUCGAAAUAAAAGGAAUUAAAGCGCGGGUCCUGGCUAGCAAAAUACUCCAUUAAUUAUCGGGCGCCUGGACCCGAAAUGCGUCCCGCAAUGGUUUCUGGGAUCGUUAGUAGGGAGGCGCCCGUCAGCCAUUGGCCAAUUUUUUCCAGUCCCAAGUAACAGUCACAGAAGUCUCGGCCCAGUUCCUUUCUCGUUUUUUGAGUGUCGAAUUUAUAAACAAACUGCGGGCCUAUAACAUGAGUCAGGCAUGGAAAUGUGUGGGAGCUAAAAUCUGUGACGCUCACGGUGCUUUAGUCCGUCGGAAGUGGUCGAUAGCUACAGAGCCUAAAAUCUGACACCAGUAAGGUUCGCAAACUCGUGUAAAGGGUUAUUCUCUUAAGACAUCAUCAAGGUGUUCCCUGUCCUUGUUCACUUAUCUCGAAUUAAGGUCGCUCAACAAAGUUUUGCGGGCGGUCAGCGGUGACUCGCGUGGCGGCGCUUAUUUUAAAUUAGACAAACAAACAAGGCAGUGAAAAAAGUAAUGGAACACAGAAGACGAUUUCUCAAAACUACUCAUUAAAAUUUUGUGACAUUUGGCAGAAAUCUUACUUUUAUCGUAUUUUAAUAAUGAGGACUUUAAAAUGGAAGUUGAACAGACGAAUUUUGUGACACAUUUAACAAUUACAGUACAAUUAUAUUAUUGAUUAUGUAAAAACCCGUCUGUUAAAAUUUGGUCAAAUAAGUUUCAAAUGGUAAUGAUUAAUUAUAGUAAGCUGUGUGCAAGUUUAUGGGUAAAUCUAAUGAGCGAAUUUUAUGUAAACUGAGCAAAACUGAAAUUUUAAGGUUGUAUUCAGUAGUUCAUGUUGCCAUGGAAACUACGAAAACGUCACAUUAUCUUUCAUCUGUAUAUUUGUCACUUGUCAGCUUGUGAGCUGCAACCUAUCUCUUGCCAUGAUUUGGCAAAUGAGAUACACACACAAACUGCCAAAACUGUGUUCAGCCGCCUUAAAGAGAGGCUGGAAAGUAAACUAAGAGAAUUCGCCUGACAGUCCCAGAAACGUGCGCGUUUUUCUUCAAUUUAUCCAAAAAUUAACGAAGUGAAGUAUUUUGUGUAUUAGUGUUCAGCAAAAUCAAUUUCAGGCAUCUUUGCAGUCACAGGAAGUUAGCUGGUUUGGCUCAACUCGUACAUGACUCUAGCCUACGAGUAGUCCUGUAUCUCAGGCCUAGGAGGGCGAGCGUGCGCGAAAAUCACCCCCCCCCCCCCCGAGGAAAGGCGACACGCAUAAGGAAGAGAGGAAAAAACAAAGGCUCCCUUAUUUGGUGUUUCUUGCUGAUGGGAAAACUAUUGAUGGUUCGCUUUUUGGUGUGGGUAUUGUUGUUCGGUGUCUUUCCAACGCGUCCACAGUUUUUUUUAAUCUGCUUUUUUGCUUCUUCAUCUACGAAAGGUCACCGGAAAUAUCCACCAUUUAUUUGAUUUCGCUGAUGAGGAUUGUGCAAAUGCAAUUUCGACAGGAAAAUAACUGGAAUGUUUUUAAGAAUACUCACAAUCUGUUAUUAUGAGGAUCCGAUUUAGUGCACCAUAAAAGACGUCUCUCUUAUUCAUAUCAAAUUAUCGAAAAUUAAAACAACCAUGUAUUUAAUUGUUCCCCAGUUUAUUUAGAAUAUAAGGCAAUCUUUCCAACAUCAUCUAACCCAUAUUAGUGAGACCUUCAGAGAGAAAACUUGAGCUAAACUACUAACCGACUGAACAUUUUAAUGUUCAUGGAAAGUUCCAGGCAGUCUUUACUACUGAACCAAGAUGUAGCCCAUGGCCUUGAUGUGCAAGUUUCCGUUGUCUGGUGAGUAUGUAGCCUCAUUUCCACACGUGUUUGUGUCUUCAAAAUGCCCUCCAGUACCAAAUCCGAUUCUGGAGUCACACCCGCCACAAUAGUUCCAUUCAUUGCUUGUGAUACCAAUUCUUGCCUUGGAAUAUUUAUCGUUGCAAAUAGCGUUGAACCCUUCCUUGUUACAGUAUUUUUGUAAGGAUGCCUGUGGACCAAUCAGCGACUUCCACGUGUUACGACCAAGUGAGGUGGCGCGGUAUUGGCCGUCAGCGAUUAGCGAGUAGAGCGAGUUGGCGUGCCUGUAGAUGGUAAAGAAUCUUAUCUUGUGGCCGAUCUUCAUACCGAGGCAGAUCUUGGAGAAGGGUGUGUUCCAGUAGGUUGGCAACUUGGUUUCUUGUGAAUCAAACCCAGUCCUUCCCCCCGCAAAGUUGAGUGGCUUUCUGUCGCUCCAAAAGUGAGAAUCGUAAUGAAAAGUUUUCUGAAAACGGAAAUUAGAAAAUUAAUAUCAAUAUCACAAAAAUGGGGUGACGCGUAAGACAUGUACCUUUGUGCCGUCAAUCUUCAUGGCCAGAGUCCAUCCUCCAUUUCCGCAUCCAAAGUCUCCCAUGUGACAGUACACGUGGAUCUUUUGUGAACCAAACUUCAGGGUAUACACACGACUUGUCUUUAACCUGUUGGAGAAGAAAUCAGUUGAUAGCCAAACAUAUGAGUUCUUGAUCCUUGUGAAUAAACGUCAAACAAUGUAAUUCUGUCAUUCAAAUGGAACGAACAGACUUAAAGUUGUUUUCUACUCCCGAAUGCUGUCAAGUAAUUGAAAGUACCUUUAUAAAUCGUGAAAACAAGGCAUUCAAGUGCAUCGAGUCGUGGCGAAUUGCAGAAUAAAGGCAAACCGAAAACAAACAACAUUCGAAUCGAAAAUCGAUUGGCUGUUCGUCUAGUGUGCGACUCUAAUAAUCUGAACUGUUUUUUUUUUUUUUUGCCUUUUGUUUUUUAGUUGCACGCACAGUUUGAUUUUUCUCACUAGAUGUAAUAAUUGUGUAAUGAUUUGGAUUAUUUAAUCUUUUUGUCAUUAUGUUCUGGUCUCUAUUUGUAAAUUUUACAUUGUUCGCCGGUCUCCAUUUUUUGUCACGAUGUUUCGAUUUUUCGCAUUAAUACUACAUACUCGAAUGUCUUUUUAAUGAAAAGCUGAAGUAAAAACGUAAAUCACACUAAUUUUAAUAUGCAGCAAAAUAAAGCCUUGUCUGGAAUGAUUACUUACUUGUGCAUAUCGAACAGUUCCUUGCAAGAGGAAGCAGAGAAAAUGGCUGCAAAAAAAAACAUGUAAAUAUAAAAAGCGCCAGUUAGAUUGUAAUACAAAAUUCACCUAUAUGCCAAACUUUCUUUAGAAAUACUUAGGUCACUCUACCUGAAAAAUUACCUUUGUGGGUCAGUUCUCUGAUUUUUUCCAGCUUCGUUUCUAUUUCCUUGAGAGCAGCGUCGAAGGUACCGUUCAACAAUUGGCGAACAAUUUCUGGAUCGGCGGUCUUGUUUAUUAGUUUAGUAAGCCUUUCCAGCCACUUUGUUUCCAAGUUCUUUUGGAGCAGUUUAUCCAGCUUUGUUUCCAGCUUGUUAACGAUAAGUUUUUCUAGCUUCGUUUCCAUCUUCUUGAGGGAGUUGUCGCAGAUUUCGGUCUCGUUCAACGAUGUCGUGGUCACAACGCCUGGAGCCGGUGGCAGAUUUGUUGAUUAGGCCAGUAAGUUUUUCCAGCUGUUUUUUCGAAUUCUUUUCGAGGUUUUCCACUUUUUUAUCCAAAUUUUGUGCAACGAGUUUAUCCAGCUUCACGUCUAAAGUUUUCAUGGCACCGGAGACUUGAGAAUCUUGAUUCACCGUCAGAUUACAGUUACAAACAGCAGGGGGCUUUUUGCAGUCUGUUGAAAUAGGUGUUUGGUUAUAGCGGCCCAAUUUUGAUGGUUUGGCGCCAUUCACGCCAUAUAUGAUUACGGCCAGUGCGAGGAAAACCAGCGAGCGCAUGUUGAAUAAAGCGUCUUCAAUGACUACUUUGACUCAAGUGUCCGUGACGAUUCGAUAGUAGAAAUUACUAGUAGCCAACUUGUUUUUCAGUUCCAGUCGUAUCAUAUGAGCACCGAAGUUAUUGUUAGUGAAACGAGAAAAUUAUCUUGCUGGAACUCCUUGACGGACUAGUUCACUAAUUAAUUAUUCGUAAACUCGUCAGUUUUCUGUGUAAACAUUUCUCUUUUUAUGUCACAGCACUUAAGAAAUGUAGAGCAACCUUUGACAGUUUGCCCAAGUUGUAAAAAUGUUGGUGAAGCGCUAUCCACUUAGGGACCAGUUAAGUUUAGCGGAGUUGGUGCAUAAGAAACACAACUGCUCUUAAUACAAUGGAACCUCGCUCAACGACCACCGUGCUCAUACAACCACCUCAGUAUUAAGACCACGUUCUUUCGACCCAAACGUAAAAAAAUGGAGUCAUUUUUGUUAUUUUCAAAACGAGCUCCUCUUUGUUACUCCCAAGAUGUUUCAUUGCCCAACUGUAGUCGCAUUAACAGUUCUCUACUGUCUAGCUCGCUAAACUACAGGCGGGAUAUUUUUAUAACCAUUUUAACAGAGAUUGUUGUCGCAGCAACUUACAACAUCAGAGAGAUUAAGAUCACGUUUACGCCAAAUGGCAAACGUGAAUUUGUACCACGUGACCAAGUUUUCCCCUUAUUUUUCGUUUACUGUUUAUUGCUUCUACACAAAAAUAAGUAGUUUUAUGCCAGUUUUAUCCAAAAGAAUUGUUCUGGACUGUUUUUAUCUGCUUAUUUUCUAUUCUGAGAAAUCCUCAACUGCCGUUUGCCGUAAACGUGAAUCUUAAUCUGUCUAUUUAGUCUAAACUAAGUGCGCGCCUAUAACGCGAGUCAGGGUAUUGAAAUGUGCGGAGGCCAAAAUUUGUGACGCACAGAGGUGCUUAGUCCGUCGGGAGCGGGUAAACUAAGCACACCUUUGGCCUCAGGUUUAUUUGGCAGAUAACUAUUUCGAGCUAACGACUUAAAAUAAGGACUCUUUACCUUUUUCCCUGUAUUUGAAGAAAACUCAAGGGUUUGGAUGGCACCGGAUCGCUUGCAACUCUUUAAUUGUUUGAUCCUUUUCAAAGCCUGCUCUGUUAGACUUUUUAUCCUCAAGGUAAUCUGUCAUCACGAGGAUCUGAUUUAGUGCGCCGUAACAGAAGUCUCUCUUAUUCAUAUCAAACUAAAACAACCAUGAAUUUAAUUGUUCCCCACUUUAUUUAGAAUAUAAGGCAAUCUUUACAAGAUCAUCUAACCUAAGUGGCACCUAUGUCCCACUGUGAAUUUUGUUUCUUCUGAGAGAAAACUUGAGGUAAACUAACCGACUAAAAUUUUAAUGCUCAUUGGAAAGUUCUGGGUUCUUUACUACUGAACCAAGAUGUAGCCCAUGGUUUUGAUGUGCUUGUUUCCGUUGUCUGGGGAAAAUUUCCACACGUGUUUGUGUCGUCAUGAUUUCCUCCUGUACCAAAUCCGAUUCUGGAGUCACACAAGAAACAAUCGUUCGCUUCAUUGCUUGUGAUACCAAUUCUUGCCUUGGAAUGUGGUUUAUCACUGCAGAUAGCAUUGAACCCUUCCUUGUUACAGUAUUUUUGUAAGGAUGCCUGUGGACCAAUCAGCGACUUCUACGUGAUUCGACCCAGUGAGGUGGCGCGGUAUAGGCCGUCAGCGAUCAGCGAGUACAGCGAGUUGGCGUACCUGUAGAUGGUAAAGAAUCUUAUCUUGUGGCCGAUCUUCAUACCGAGGCAGAUCUUGGAGAAGGGUGUUUUCCAGUAGCUCGGCAGCUUAGUCUCUUGUGAAUCAAACCCAGUUCUCCCUCCUGCAAUGUUGUAUGGAUUUUUGUCGCUCCAGAGAUGAGAAUCGUAGUGGAAAGUUUUCUGCAAACGAGAAUCAUAAAAUAAAUAUUCAUAUCACAGUUAGGUGAUAAGCUGAAAGACCUGUACCUUAGUGCCGUCAAUCUUCAUGGCCAGCGUCCAUCCUCCAUCUCCGCAUCCAAAGUCUCCCAUGUGACAGUAAACAGAAAACUUGUGUGAAUCAAACUUCAGCGUAUACACUCGGCUGGAAGUUAACCUGAUGGAGAAAAAUUUAAGCGACAAAAAUGAACAGUCCUCUUCAUCUUUGUCAAUAAAUGUCAGGCGAGAAACAUCGUCUCGUCCCAAUUCAAGAUGCUCACUAAAAAAGAAACGGGCAAGGGGUUCUGUCCUACUAAAAGAGUAAAGGAAUUGCGGCAAAAUAUAGGUAGUUGUAACAUGCAUGUGAUGCAUCAAAAAACCGAUCAGUAAACUUACCCGUGAUUAUCAUACAGUUCCUUGCAAGAGGAGGCGGGAACGACUAGAAGGAAAAAUAAUAUUUCCGGUAAGGUUGGGGAUAAAAUUCACUUUAAGCCAAAACUAUAUGUUGAAAUAUUUUAGGUCGACUUUUUACCCGGCGUGGAAGUCUUGCUGAUUAGUGCAGUUAGAUUUUCCAACUUUUCCCCCAAGUUCUGUGCAAGCUUGUCAAGUUUGUUUUCCAACUUCUUGAUGGCAUUACAAGCUGCAUUGGGCGAGUUCGACAAUUUUGCAGCAUUCGCGACAACUGAUAGUAUGGCAAUAUGGGCGAGAAAAACCAAGAACGAACGCAUUUUGGAAAUUAGCUUGUGUCUUUUGUUUCGGCAACGAGUCCUUUGGCUUACUAUAAUCUCCUAAUACUGACACCCGCAGGAGUUGGUAACAAUAAGAUAUUAUUAACAAAAGAUAGACAGGAAAAUUCUCUCGUCCGUAUAGCCGCGUCAUGAAUUUGUGAAGUUCAUUUUUCACUUUACAAUUUAGUUAGCGUACUAAUCUGCUUUGUCUUGAAGUGUUUUCUGUUGUACACAUUUCCUAAAUCCUUAGGUUUCGCAAAUUUAAAGAACGGCAUUAUAUUUGACAACUUUGCACCAAAUAUAAAGGCAAAUUUGCCGGACAAAAGGCUGAAUAAUAAUUGAGAUGAAGUCGGCAUAAAAAUCGCUUAGACAAAAGGCGAAUAGACAGUUUGGAUUCAUUUUCUACCCGUCUUUUCUUUCCUAGUCCGCAGUCGCUUACAGAGGAAGAACCGCUCACAAUCCGAAAAUACAUUGCAUCAGAGAAAAUUCAAGAACGCUUGAAAACAAAUCUCAAUUUAAAAUUGUAGACUGAAAAAAAUCUAACAAACCUUCUGGAGUCAAAACAAUCAAAUUAAUAUCGAUUAUGCAAAUUUUUUCCAAAGGUAAUGUUCCGGUUUGAUAGUUAGCAUAUUAUCCUGACAGAUAUCAGUUAUCUUUCGUGGUGGUUUGUAUAUGAUUAGGCUCCCCUAACAUUGACUCGGCCCCAAGUUGUCUCUACUCAUUAAUUAUUUACUAGGGAAGCGCUUGGGUUAUGCGCGCGGGGAAGAUGGGAAGGCGAGAGGAGGGGAGACGACUGGCAGAUCCCGUUUCCAAUAUUGCGAACAAAAUAAAGGCGGAUGUCAAUGAAGACCGAAAUCUUCAAAAUAGGCCUCUCCAUCACGCGUAUUUUUAAGCUGUUAAUUGCCUUGUAAAUUGUCUCUCCCUUCUCCCUUCUUCCUUCCCGUCAUCCCCCUCGUUAAAGAGCCCGUUAUAGUCUUCCACGCCAAAUACUAAUAAUGAGAGACGACUGGGGACGAGUGAGCCCUUAACAUCCCCUUUCAUCCGAUGGUCAGUUCAGUAUUGAUUUAGCCCGGGAAAAAGCUCUCAAUUUCGAGAGGCGCGUAAAGCGAGCCGCGAGAAAAAGCGCGAGCGAAUGGCAAGUUCGCAUCUUAUUUCUAAUGCCACUGGCCUGCUUGCGUGUGACUCCUCACAAUAUCUCCAGAGAGCCCCGACCAGUUCAAUCGAUAAAAACCGAUAUCGGAAAACGAUAAGUAGUUAAAGAAAAUCGAUUUUAUCGAUCAAUCGAUAGAAAUCGAUACUCAGAACCAUCGCUGCUCUUUUAAGGUAUUGAAUUUAUCGAUUUAGCGAUUUUAUCUUUUUCAUUAAGGACUGUGUACUCAUUGACACUUAAUUGUAAAUGCAAAAUACAUGUUCUUCCCGAGACAGCGUUUAGGAAACAAGCUGUGUUUUUGCCGAUGCCGAUGCGUUUGAUAAGGGGCUUACAUCGAUACAAUUAACUAAUUUUCAUCAAGUUGUUCAAUUGUUAUCGAUUAUCGGUUUUAUCGAUUGAACUAGUCGGGAGAGAGCUCGAGCUUGCUUACGGACCUGCCUCGUACCCAAGCGCGUCUUGUUUCUGCGGUAGUCGCGGCGUAAGGGGUCUUCCCGGGUGCCUUUGCGUUACUUUCCCAUGAUUCUUGCGCUGCCACUACUGAAUUUUUUCAGGCUUUCAGUUCGUAAUUAUUUAUUUUUGUCAGUCUAUUCAAACCCCUCCUUCGGAAAACCAUUGUCAACCUAUAGCUGUCGAAGCCGAGAGUUUUUAAACCUCAAUCACGAUUGCGAGUUUUGCGAGUACUUUAUGUUCGGUUGUGCUACUCUGAUUACCGUAAAUCCUUAGACUCGUCCCCAGUCGUCUCUCAUUAUUAGUAUUUGGCGUGGAAGACUAGAACAGGCUCUUUAACGAAGGGGAUGACGGGAAGGAAGAAGGGAGAGACUCUCGCCUUCCCAUCUUGCCCGCCCGCAUAACCCAAGCGCUUCCCGAUGAAAUGAUUAAUGAGUAGAGACAACUUGAGACGCCUGGGGACGAGUCAGGUAAAUCCUCUAUUAAGCUCCCCAGGGGCUUAUUUUUUCCAAGCACUUUUGAGAAGGGGCCUAAUAGAGAGGGGGACCUAGAGCAAGGUUUCUCUAGGACGGACUUGUGGUUCCCGGGCGUAAUACUACUUUUUUUAACAAUAACAAAAUGGUAACAAUUCUCCACAGAGAACUAGAGCGUAAAGUUGAAAAAGUUAAGCACUUGAAGUUGGAGGUCAUGCAGCCGAAGACCAAAAACAAUAUGAAUGAAUUUCUAGCCUGAAUAAACCACAACUGAUCAGUCCACUUUAAUUUUUUGUGAAGAAUUAAGGAUGGAGAGGAGGGGGAGGGGGAGCUUAUUCUGAAAUUUCCUCCUCUGCAAAGAGGGGGGCUUAAUAGGGAGGGAAGGGCUUAAUAGAGGAUUUACGGUAAUACGCGCAGUAACUCGCCAAUGAAUUAUUUAUCCUCUAGGUAUGAAAAGGACAGAUUUGUACAAGAGGUGCACACAGACUAUGUAGUGUGGGAAGAAACAGGAAGGGCAGAUUACCGUUACACAGCAACUAUGACAGAGGUGCGCGCGAGAGACGAACUUGCUGUGAUAAUUGAGAAUGGUCAGAUUUACUCAUGUGUAUUAGAAGGUUUCACUGAAUGCGAGGGGCUGCCACGAGAUUCUCGCUGUUUUAGGUCAAUUCUGUGGUGAAGUCAUUACCAAGUGUCUUUGCCCAUACACAAAAUGCUCCUGUAAAGUUAUGAAGAAGAUAUCAUAAAAUUUCACCAGAGAGCACUAAACCAUAAAGUUUUUGGGGGUAAUUCAGUUUGCAGGAAUAGCAUUAAAACUUGAAAAAGUUUCAAUCCAUUUCCAUCCUUGCCAUCCGUUGCAACAGACGACAGGAAACGAUUUCGUUGCCUAAAUAUAGUCUUAAAUAACAAAACUGGGCCAGUAUUUUUGGAAGUCCAUUGAUGCGAAGACAAAUUUAGCUUUUUAAAAAUAUAGCGAAUAGCGUGAUAUAGCCACUUCAACAAAUCCACAAGGUUGACGAUGGUUUUCGGCAGGAGGGGAAGCGAAGCAAAGUAAAAAUGAAACAGAUUAUAGGAGAACUUAUAUACUUUCCUUGAUUGCUGAGUUUGAGUAGUUGUUAAAUGAAAUUAAUACGACUAACGAAAUCGGUCGGAACACAUGUCCACUCAGUUUAGGGAAAGUUGGUAAAAUCCUCCUCAUUUGGUUUACUUUUCUUUGAUAGGCUGGUUGUUUAAAAGAAGCUCAGUCAUGGAGAAGAAUGACCACAAAUAUCUCUGGAGAAACAACAAACCUCUGGACACAAAAUGUUGGUUUUUCUUGUCCUAUUUCUUUUCUUUUAUUUCUUUUUUUAGAGCUACAGUAAAAAACCCCAAGUAAGAACCUACAUUUUCCUGGUUAACAUAAAUUUAGGCUAUCUAGGUUCUUAAUAGGUUCUUAAUUUCUUGCAAGAAAUUAUGUCGUUGCUAAGAAGAUUUUAGUGAUCAGCACCCUUAAGUUUGCAUACCUAAUGUUGCUUAUAUUUUAGUAUGACCAUAAUAGAGAUCUAUUCUCACGUGAAUUUUAAUUUCUUGAGUCAAAACAACUUUAUAUACAUGAUUGUGCUCUAAAACACAAUAUUAUAAACAUUUUCUCAAUGACCUCAAUCAAACAACAUAUAAGAACCUUUCUCCAAAUUUUAGGCUAAAGAGGUUCUUGUAUAGAGGGGGUCUAAAUUGCAAAUUUUAGCCUAACAGGUUCUUAAAUCUUAGGUUCUUACUCGUGGGUUUUUACUGUAUCGUGUGCGGAUGUCUAGUUGUUUGUUUAAUUGUUUAAAACAGAUGCCAAUUCGUUUGUUAAAUAGGAGAUAAAGUAAAAUCACUCCAAAAACAAAAUCCUUUUUCUCCGUUGCAACAUCUUUCGUGCAUAGACAGACAUGUACACAAAAGAAUUGAAUUAUUACCUAAAUUGAUUGCAGUAGUAGUGAGGUGAGUUGACUGACUGUGUCUGUCCCGCCAAGAUCAAAGCACUAGCUGCCAGUGCGCUUUUGUGAAACUUGAAUUAAGGAAAGGUAAAGAUUUAAUGUUGUUGUAGUUGUUGUUGUGUCAAUUGAACAAACGUGACACCCUCUCUUAUUCUUAAGAACUAUCACAGCAGUUUCGAGCCAGACCCAAGUGAUAAGAGCUUUGAUGGAAGCCAGCCGUACGAGAUUCUAAACUCAUCCGGGAUAUUCCAGUUGGUGUUUCUUGGUUCUGGGUUAUUCCGAUUCCAACUCAGAGUUGUUGGUGCUCAUUUUAGGUGAGUGAUAUUUCUAGCUAGAAAAAAAGGCCUGUACAAGUUUAAGGGAUUUUUGAGCAUGUUCCAGCCUCUUAGUUCGGGACGAGUGCUAAGCUAGCGAGCGUGCGAGAAAAACUUUGCGAAGAACGUGGAAAGACGUAGCCUGCGUUGUAGCUGGUGGGAUUUGUCGCGCGCGACGGCUUCAUUCCACAGGCGCUUUUGAUUAGGCUAAAAGGCCGUGAUAACAGUGGGGACGAUUACAGUAGUGCUGUCCCUCUCGAAAAUCCCUCGUACCACCAACAGCCCACCAGCAGGCUUGGAGAGAAUCUGUUCGCUAACUAAAGCGUGGAGCAGCCUAGAGGUUUACAUGUCUUUUAGUUGUCCCAAGUGUCGCUUGGGAUUGAGCCCAUGGCCUUACCAACCAGGGGCGGCGGGGCUGCCUUUAAGCCAUUAAGCCCGAACUUAACAAGAAUUUGGUUCAAAAUGAGCUUAUGUAAUGGCAUUUUAACAGGGUGUAAAGUUGCACCUACACUACAAGAACCAAUGUCUGUCGAACUAAUGGGCAUGCAAAAUUGGCACACAAUUCAUUAGGAAAGUAAUGUCGCUGGCAGCUUCUUGGUUUUUCCUGCAAAUACGUCGUAGGAUUCCCGUUUGUUUACUCUGAUUACCUGCUGGGAUUAUAUAGGUUAAGAACCCAUUAUUUUGGAGUAUCUGCUAUCAAAUAAUAUCUAGUAAACAGUUUUCUCUUUGUUUGAUUUCUUUUUUGUUCUUGGUUUUGUUUUUUAAUUCUGGAGACUAACUUUGUAGAAUUUAACAAAUACUAAGUACCUAGGUAGCCAAGUGGCUCCUUAGAAAAUGCCCUAAAAUGCCCUUUCUACAAUUUGGGCUUAAAAGGAAAAAAUAGGUGGCUACGCCCUUACCAACUGAGCCAAAACCUCUGGCGGCGGUACCUACAGCAUAGCUUUGAGUUCUUUAUCAUUACUGAUAAGUGCCUUUUUCCCUGAUGUCUUUCUGUCUUUGUCAUCUAUAUCCCUGCAGUUUUUGUGAACUUACCACGCGGUUUUCCGUUGAAGUAACAAGCACUGAUGAAGCGAAGGAAUUCUUGCCGCAGCUUGUGUCUAUUUUAGUGGUGACCCUUAGUAGCACUGUUCUACUGUACAUCAGCUUUGCUCAUUAUACUAAAAAGACACUGCAUCGACAUCAGGAAGAUGAGGAAGAACAACAAAGGCUGCAAGAACUCAGGUAAGAACAAAGUUUGAACCAUAUUUUUCCUUAGCCUACUAUUCCAGGCAUUCAGAUAAUAGGGAGGCCGCCAAAACAAGCCAAAGAAACAUAAGACGCACGUGAUCUCCUCCCUCCCCAACCCAGGGCACGUCAGUUUUCGCAUGAGGUUUCACAAUCCCUGUACAUUACUAUCGUGGAAUCUGGAACGGGCGAAUUUUUCCUCGACUAAAUGAUGUGCUUCAAUUUUAAGAUAUUUCCUCUAGUGCCAGUUUUCCUAGUGGGGCAUGUCUACUCUCGUACAGCACGCCGCUGCGACUUCUUAGGCACUUUCUCUAUUUACCCUCCACGGAAAAGAAAAAAAUAAUCCUUCCUUAUGGGAGAUGGAGAGGCGUGAAUUCGAAUGUCAGUUAUAUUCUGGAAGCUCCCUGUUACAAGAAGGUUUCCUUUCAGGUGGGGUCUGUGGCUUGGGGCGGGGGGUGGUGUGGCUAGGCUGCGAACGAAAGGCAUGUCGACAGGUCCUAAGAUAAUAAAUCUAUUAAAUACAUAUACUCAAUUCUACUUGUGUCGUGUCGCCACCUUCCACAGUACCUCCUAGAUUUGAGCAUAUUUUCACACUUAGAAUCGCCGGUUUCGCUUGGCAAUUUCCUAGUUUUGAAUAGGUUAAGUUCACCGCUUACUAUGCCCGUUACCCUCUUACACAUGUCUUGUGUUGCAGGAGCCUAUUUUCCUCCCUAUCAGCAAGGAGCAGAUGAUGAAGGCCAGGCUCAUCGACACCCACAGGUCACAAUGUUCGCCGCUUUACAGGAACAGCAAUGCUCAUGACCAAUCGGCUGCCAGAGGAAUGCCUGGUAGAGGAAUCCUCCAAGCGGCAGACAUAGUCAUAAACAGCUUACAUACACAACCACCUCCACCAAGUGACCUCGACUGAUCUACCACCUCCCCCUCCCCCUUAUCCCCAUCCCAUCCCCUCUUACCGUUGUCGCAUCUUACUGUUUUCAACACGAGUUACGUUUCGAUAAGCCAUAAUGUGGCUACGGCGAAGUUUAAAACUGCCACAAAUUUAGCUUUUCUAACCAGUACCAUUUGCCAAAAAAAAAAAACGUAAAUCGUUAAUGCUGUUUUUGUAUCACUUUUAAUCAACUUAGGAGAUCUUCAUGCAUUGUAACUUCAUAUAUUA
This is a messenger RNA of Porites lobata, 41884 nucleotides long. NCBI's taxonomy places the organism in Eukaryota, Metazoa, Cnidaria, Anthozoa, Scleractinia, Poritidae. The record is from the annotation of a GenBank genome assembly.